GUUAGGGUUCUGUUAAUUUUAACUGCUUAUGAGUAGGUAUUUGAGAUUUUCAAAGUUAAAGAGGGGAUACUUGAAAAAACAGUAAUCCUUGGGUGGGAAAUAGUCCUUUGGCCAAUAAAGUUCCUCCGAGCACGGAGUCACCUUGGGGUUUACUCUAUGUGUUGUUGGCUAUGUGUCCCAUUAUAUUUCAAUAAAUGAAAAAAAAAUUAUUAAAACGUGUAAUCACUUGUCCAAGAAAGAAUUUUGGUAUCCACUUGAGUAACAAAGCAACCUUGAAAGUUGAAACCAAGGUAAUUUCCAUGUCAUUUAAGCAAAAAAUAUACUCUAAUAUUGUUUAAGCUCAAGAUUUAAGAUAAUUAGUAUGAAAUCUGGACUUUUUCUUGCUCACCACAGGUUCUUCUGUGGUGUGAAAGCUGAAGUGCAGAAGCAGUUGCUGCUAAUUUCAGAUUGGCAGAAGGUCAGCAGACUUAGUUUUUAUUAUAUGUUAAGUUUCAAAUAUUAGCUGGGGUGAAAAGCAGGUAAGGAUGCUUUCUCUGUCAUGACUAUGUUGUGUUCUGCAGCUGUAUGUAUUCUUGAUAUAAAAGCUGAAGUAUCAAAGAAUGAAUAAGGUUUUCAGCUGCAUUUUCCACGAAUUAAAUGAACAAUUUGCAGUAGCCAACAGGUUCAGCUUAGACAAAUCAGCAUGGUUAUGAAAAUGAAUAGUUAUUUUCUAAGGUUGACCAUGCAAUUUACACCAUGAACAAUUAUGUUUAUGGUAACGGGGAGAAUAAUUGGUCAAGUCUCCUGAAAUCUCUCAACAAAAGUCUAUGCAACAAUUUAAUUCAUUAUAAUAAAAGCACUGAGGCUGUUUACGGCACAGUCGGGUGGAGUAUAACAAAUCCUCUUAGCUAUGGGCAACCCAUAUGUGAAGAAAAAGACUUCUUUUCUAAGGUUGGCUUAGAGGAUUGCACCAUGAACAACUAUGUCUAUGGUGAGUCGACACUUGAUUUCAUUGAUAAAGCUAUCCCCACGUUCAUGGUUUGGCUUCGUGGCCAUGGCCACAGAUGAAGGGAAGAAACACUUAGGGAGGAGAGAGAUUCUUAUUUGCUGGAGAGGAACAGUGACAAUCUUGGAUUGGGUAAAAGAUCUCCAUUUUCAUCAAUUUUAGGCAAGCAAACUGGAAAUGCUUAUGUACAUGCAUGGUUUUUCUCUUGAGAUUAGUUAAGAAACUGGUGAAGCAGUACCAACAUGAGGAGAUCAGCAUCGCAGUAGCAGGCCAUUUUCUGGGAAGUGCUCUUGCUACAUUAACUGUAGCUGGCGUUGCCAAUGGCUAUAAUUCUAACUCUGGUUUUUCUUCACUGCCCGAUGCCAUGGUAACAGUCUUUGCCUUUUCAAGUCCCAAGGUUGGAAACUCAGACUUUGUGAAUGUGUUCAAUAAGUUCAACAGUCUUCAUCUCUUGCACAUGAGACAUAAUCUCGACAUUGUUCUUAAAGUUCCAGCUACUUCUAACCAUUCGGCAAUGGGAAUUGUGUUAAAUAUCACCUACCCAACUUACUCAAUAAGGGAUUUUUUAGGCCCUACUAUCACCUCUGUAUCUGAAAUGGUGAUCAGGUUUCACAUUUUGAAGAAUUUACACGAGGCAAUUUAAAAACAACAAGAGAAAAAAUUCCAAUUUUCGUUGCUAGUGCCCGUACAGCAGUUCACAUUGUUCUCCACACAGCCAAUCCUGAGGAAGUUUUUGCCGCAGCAGAUCAUGGUGCUCCACAUGGGGGACACGUUGGUGUUCGUGAUACUGUCAUUUUUGACGAUGAAGUUGAAGAAUUAUCUGAUGUGAUAAUUGAAAACUUGCAAAUGGCUAUAACAAUCUGUAUCUUCAAUUCAAUCUCAAAUAUAGAUCAACAAACACAUUCUUUUA
Messenger RNA from Mangifera indica (mango), 1895 nucleotides. RefSeq names its product phospholipase A1-IIgamma-like. The transcript is spliced from 2 exons. Gene Ontology annotation, molecular function: glycerophospholipid phospholipase A1 activity. Bases 1179 to 1628 code for a protein of 149 amino acids. NCBI's taxonomy places the organism in Eukaryota, Viridiplantae, Streptophyta, Magnoliopsida, Sapindales, Anacardiaceae. Gene Ontology annotation, biological process: lipid metabolic process. The record is from RefSeq and is a predicted model, not a curated record.